Molecule: messenger RNA, 2079 nt
Organism: Arthroderma uncinatum
Lineage: Eukaryota; Fungi; Ascomycota; Eurotiomycetes; Onygenales; Arthrodermataceae
Product: peptidase S41 family protein
Exons: 4
Coding region: 1-2079 (692 amino acids)
Biological process (GO): proteolysis
Molecular function (GO): serine-type peptidase activity
Source: RefSeq, a predicted model, not a curated record
AUGGUGCGAUUUAACCAGGCCCUCGUUGGCCUUUUGCUCUCUUCCACUGGCCUUGUAGCUGCCGCCGAAGAGCCUUGCGGCCAAGUUGCUGAGGCCCAGCGGAAGCAGAAGGCGGAAAACCCAAAUGCCAAAAAUUACACUGUCUCUGCGGAGCUUGCCCACGCCUGUCUGACCUCAGUUCCGUUCAAGUCAAGCGACUCCUUGCAAUUGAUUGACGGAUUGCAGUAUUUCUGGGACUGGCAAACUACCAAGGACUUUUUAAAGGACCCUCCAAAGGGAUAUGCCGUGCCAGGCACCGAUCUCGAGGGAGGUCUUGCAAAGAUCCGCGAGAAGGCUGCUAGCAACGCCUACAAGAACGAAUUCGAAUUCCAGUUCGAGUUGGAUGCUCUUGUCAGGACCGUACACGAUGGCCACUUCAACCUCGCGAUGGAUCUCAUCGCUACCUUUGCCUUCACUCGUUCUGAGCUUGGCUCACUCGUGUCUCUCUCUGACAAUGGAAAGAACUUCCCUAAGAUCUACGCUCUGAAGGACGUCCAAGGUGGAUCGGCCAAUGCAUCUGCCAUCAAGACCAUUGAUGACCAGGACGCCGCAGAAUGGUUGAAGAAGUUUUCCUUCAGCGGAUUCUUCCAGGACCCUGAUGCCCUUUACAACGGCAUGCUUUUCAACCUCCCACGCAGCAAAGUUAGCGGUACUGGUGGAUUCCUCACUAGCCGUGGCCUCUACACCGGAAAUAAGAUCUCGGUUGGCUACGAGAACGGAGCUAAGAAGGAGUUUGCAAACACUGCUACCUUCACUGCCGAUUUCGCUGGAGUCAAGGACGGCGACUCAUUCUACAACAAAUUCUGCAGUGGCAAACAGACUGCCGCAUCUUUGUUGCCAUUGAAGGAAACCAUGGAGAAAAACAACCGCUUCCUUACUGCAAGCCCAAUCUCCCAGCCAUCUACCUUCAUGGCCUCACGCUCGUUACAGGAGGUAAAGCCAAUCCAGGAAUCUGCAGAUGGUUCCGUGGCCGGCUUUUUCCUCGAGGGCAAGGAUUCCCAUAUCGCUGUCCUCCAUCUUAGGUCUUUCGUCGGCGGUGCCGAUAGCAAUGAUCCUCUGUGGGACUACAGUUACACGAUCAGCAAAUUUUUGGCAGACUGCAGGAGAACCAGGAAGCAGAAGCUUAUCAUUGACGUCAGUGGUAACAGAGGUGGUACUAUUUUCCUCGGAUACGACGCAUUCAAACAGCUACUUCCAAGAGGAAGGGUAGAGACUCCUUUCAACCUCCGUGCCAUUGAACAGUUCGACAUCACUGGUACCAAGGUCAACUACCUCCUUAACCACCCCCGUGCACCAAAGGCUCAUGAGGCGGAAGAGCAAAGAGACGACAUCUUCGACAUCAACUCCUACGUUGACCCCAAUGGCCGCAAAUACCGAUCCUGGAGUUCCUACUUCGGACCAGAGAGGGUGCCAAAUGGCAACUUCAGCCGCCCCGCCAUCUGGGAUUUCAACAACAUCCCCAUGUCCCUUAAGGCCGGUGGUCUCGUUGUCUCUGGAUACGGCAACCGCACCCGCGUUGCCCCCCAGGCAUUCAGAAAGGAGGAUAUGGUUAUCGUCUCUGACGGAAUCUGCGCAUCUACCUGUGCCAUUUUCUCCGAUUUGAUGACCCGUAACGGCAUGAAAUUCAUCACUACCGGUGGUCAGCCUCGCGCCGGCCCCAUGCAGACCGUUGGAGGUGUCAAGGGUACUCAAGUCCUGACCUUCCGAGAGCUCUGGAACGUUGCCGAGCUGAUCUUCCACAAAUAUUCCACUCCAGAGGAACAACGCAAGUUGGAGAACACCCGUCUUGGCCAAAUGGUUACCAAGGGUAAAUACGUUCUAGGACGACUUAUUAACGACGGUGCUGGUGGUCGUGUUAACUACCGCAAUGCCGUUUUCACCGAGGACAAGAACCGAGUUCCCCGACAGUUUGUGUAUGAGAAAUCUCACUGCAGAAUGUUCAUUACCAAGGAGGCCCUGCUCGAUACCAAGGCCUGGUGGGGAGCUGUCGCAAACUCCUGGUGGGGUGACAAGGGCAAGUGUCUGGAGGGCUCGACCUAG